Molecule: messenger RNA, 5104 nt
Organism: Mus musculus (house mouse)
Lineage: Eukaryota; Metazoa; Chordata; Mammalia; Rodentia; Muridae
Gene: Ccdc116
Product: coiled-coil domain containing 116
Exons: 5
Coding region: 1345-2970 (541 amino acids)
Cellular component (GO): centrosome
Source: RefSeq, a predicted model, not a curated record
GAAGGGAGGGGCACAGAUACUAUGAGCUUCGGGAAGCAGCCACAAAACUAGGAGCUCCGUCUGGUGCCACGAUGCGACUGCUCCAGCCUUUGAACUAGAGAGUAUACCCAGCAUCCGCUUUUGACCCAACGACUUCCAUGAUACCCUCUGGGCUGAGAUUUGAAGAUCAAGAUGAGUAUUCCCCUGCAGCCACGUCUCCGCACCUGGGGCAAAGCAACGUCUCCAGCCGCUAAAGCCUCCCGAAAUCCCAUCUUGCCGAGAAAGAAGCCUUCGGGGCUGAGGAGCGACGAGGCGUUGUGGCGGGCCGGGCCCACCGGACGGCCCUCAGACAGGUUGGCGUGAAGACCCGUGGGAAUGCUGUGCCUACGGGCAGAGCGCGAGAGCGAUCACCGGCUGCCACCAAGUGGGAGCCCCUAAACCAGCCGGGUCCUGUAGGGGACCGCCCUCACCUGCGGGCCAGCUCGGCCGCACUCUCUGCGGCUGUGCCGUUAACCAGCAGUGACACGCUGGUCACAGUUCCUGCCAGGAAGGCCUCUACGAUGCCCUCAUCGCGCCGCGGGCAAUAACCAAAGUCAUCAGCGGUGACAACCAGCCGCACGCGGGGAAAAGCCAUGGCUGCCAAACCCUGGCUGGAGAGCAGAGGGAAUAGGUUGGAGCAUCCAGACCCCGCCCUCGAACGCUGCCGAGGCCCCACCCCGACGCACACGCCUAAAUGCGGCUGCAAGCCGCCAUUGUUCUCGCCACCUAGAGCUAAGAGACCUGAAGGUUCAUGAGAGAGAUGGGGCAGGAACCCUUCCCUACAAGUUGAAGCCUGACCUGCUCUGGGCUCCUCAAUCCUGAUGCCUGCGUGACAGGCAGAAGGGAGAGAACUUGAUUGUAACAGUACCUGGUGACGUUUCAUAAGGGUUGGAGGCCUCGAAGAACCCUUCAGCCAAGUUCUUGGCAUAAACACUGCUGUGUCUGAUCAUAGUGACUGUUGAACCAUCGGGUGUCAUUCAGCCACUGGGGCCCUCUGAGAAACUGCUUUUGGAAAGGCCAGAGGCCCUGAGGCCAUGGAACGCUGAGAACCACAGAUUGGGAGGAGAAAACUCUACAGCACCUACUGUAUCAGGAAUGGGGUUAUUAGGGAUUAGGGCUAACUGCUUUGAUUCUUGCCCUAAAGAAGUGAAGCUGUUAGACAAGGAAGAAAAAAAUGUGGCAGGGGAGGAUGGACUUGCUGUGGGUAUGUUGGCAAUGACAGGCUUCCUAGGAUUGAAGGGAGGAAGGAAAACUGUAGAGAGGAGUCUGCAUCUGUGCUGUGGGACCUGAAAAAGGAAGCAGAAAACAAAUUUAAUUAUCCUCAUCAUGGCGAGGUGCCGCCACCACUCAGGAUAUCUGGCUGACGACGAGGCUGCUCACAGCACCUAUGUGGCCCCGCUGCCCAAGAAGCACCUGUUGCCAGAAAUGAGGCCAACCUGCAAGCUUGGGCGUGUACCACACCUACCAUCAAUGAACCAAUACUCAGAGCACCAAAGCCACCAGCAAAACUUUAGGCACCCUCUGGCAUUUGGUGGCUUCCUGGAUUUCCUCACGGAGGGUCAGGUACUGGACAGCUUGCAGACAGUUGUGGAGCAGGCAACAGAACGUUUGGCUGCCAUGAAGACAGAGGCUGGCGUGCCACUGGUGGAUAUUCAAGACCCCGUGGAGGUGCCAAGUAGUAGGCAUCGAUCUCGAGCCAGACCCAGCAUCGACACUGUGCACCGGCACCGUGCUCGGCCCACCCUGUGUGCUGGACGCCCAAACAAUUACCCAUCUUGCUCCAGUUCCAUGUCUGAUUCCCAUAGCAGCAUCACAGCUGGAUGGCUGGGGUCCCACAGCCAAGACAGUGACCUGGGUGCCAGAGGCAUAGGCUCACUGCCACCUAUGAGGGACAAACUCCUGCUUGAGAAAAACCUCAAGAGGCUACUCCGACUGGAAAACAAAGGGAAAAUCCUGAAUCAAUCCUGCUCCCAGAGGGAUUCCCUGCUGUGGGACUCACUGGGCAGCCAAACCAGCAGUCAGUGGACCCGGGAGCAGCCCCUGUCUUGGUUCUCUGGGCUAUUGGGCUCCAGUCCAGCCACCCCUGAAACUUCAGAGUUGGGACUUGGAGAACAGGAGAUGAUUUUCCUCAAACAAAAGUUAAACAAGGAGAUGAAGUCACUGCUGAACCAGCCAAGACCCUUCAACCUGCCUACCUAUUGUCCACUCAGGGAACCCCAUCAUACCCUGGACUUCCUAGCUAAGCAUCGUCUCUUUCCUGCCCUGCAGCGUGUGGUCAGCCAGGCUGUAGACAAGCUCAGCCAUGCCUGCCGUCACAAUGGCUUCCCCCUCUUCCCAGUUACCUCAGAGACCAUUCCAGAUCUGCCUGGAAACUCCGAUCUUCUGCAGCCCAGCUCUAAGGCUUCCAUACCCACCAACAGGGAGGCUAGGGGAGAGCCUUGUGAUUCUCUCACCACAGCCUACAGCCCUAAGACAUCUCACAGAAAAAGCAAGGGCAGAAGGGGCUCCCCACCUAAUGCAGUCCAGAUGGCUACCAGAUUCAGGCUCAAGGUGACACCUACACAAGUCUCUAAUGUCCCUAUCUCCUCAUUCCACUCCAUGCAGGAGGCCCCUAACUCUGAACCCAAACUGCAGAAACAAGCUAUGGCCUCAAACUGCAACCAUAUCUCUCAGCCCUGUCAUGGCCUGCACCUCACCUUGCCUGCCCCUGGGAUCACAGUUGAGGUGGCCUCCUGCCAGGGACGCCUCAGGGGCCCGGUCCAGCAUCGUCUUGCCUCCCCCUGCUGUCUUCAUUCCCAUUUCCCUUUCCCUCUGUUCCCCCCAUUCCUUUCUUUGGGAAAAAGCUUUUCCACUUCCCCUCCUACACUGCAUCCAGAGGUGACCUCAAGAGCAGGGCUGGAGGUGUUAGAGCAACCUCUGAAGGGAAGGGGCUCCUUUACCCACCACUUCUAGUAGCCACUGUUACUGGCGGGUGCCCAAGGACAAGAUCUCUUGCCCUGCAUUGCAGAACUCUUCUGAGGUAGAGAUAAGCUGCUUGGGAAUCAGGUGUUCUUGUCCAUCUAUUUCCAGUUUCCAGAUGUUGUCAAAGAUUAAUAAAGGCUAUUUUUUACCCUGCUUUUUUUUUUCUUUUUUUCUUUUUCUUUUUUCUGAGACAGGGUAUCACAAAGCUCAGGCUGGUCUCCAAUUCAUUAUAUAGUAGAGGAAGACCUUGGACUUGUGAUCCUCUUGCCUCUACCUCCCAACCCCCUAAAUGCUGGGAUUAUAGGCAUGCAUCACCAUGCCUGCAGUUCAGGGUUUUUGUUGGUGGUGGUGUUUUUGUUUUUUAUUUUAUUUUAUUUUAUUUUAUUUUAUUUUAUUUUUUGUGAACCUCAGAGGCCCUCCCACAUUUCUCUUAUGGAUAUGAGGUUUUUAAUGGUUUGAUUUUCUUGUUUGUUUGCUUGCUUUUUUAGGACAGGGUUUCUCUGUGUAGCCCAGGAUGUCCUGGAACUCACUCUGUAGAAUAGACUGGCUUGGAACUCGGACAUCUGCCUGCCUCUGCCUCCUGAGUGCUGGGAUUAAAGGCAUGCGCCUCAGCCGCUGCUGCUGCUGGCACUGCUGCCACCACCACCCAGCUGGACAGGAGUUUUUGCCAAGAGGGCAACUCUGUAUCUUAAGGCCAAGUGUCCUCUAAUCUAGCUUUAGGACUCUAGACUUUCUGCUCCAUAAAGGGGACCUUGGUCAGGAAGUGUGUAUGAAGACAUAGAUGGCCUGACUUUGAAGGUCUCUAGACAUCUCAUCCUACCAUCAUCAGGGCUCCGAUGUAAUUCCUUCUGAACACAAGCUGUGUGCAAGCUUUCAUGCACACAGCCUGCUCAGGCUGCUGGGCUUGCUCUAGACCUGACAGGUGCAGCAUAUGGACUGAAUGUUACAGUAGGCAGAUGUGGCAGGCCUGUAUCCUGGUGUGAUGAGCUUGGUUUCUCUGACUGUAAUGGGGGAAGAUUGGCACAACGGCCAAGGUGGGUGUAGCAAUAUGAUGUCACAGGGCAGCAGGGGGAUGACAAGGGUUAAACGUCUCCUUUUCUCUCCUUGGCUGUUGCACAGAGCCCCAACACCAAGUUUUCGAAGAAGAAGCCUCUGCCCGCCAUCUCAUCUGUUUCCAGCUUGUCCUACAUCUCUAACCCCUGGUUUGAGGAACUCACUAACUUCUUGGUUGAGCAGGCAGUCUCCUUGCUUAUCUGCAAGUACAAGUUUGAGGAAAGCCUCAAUAAGCAACUUGGCUUCAUCUCUUUUCCUAUCACUGAGGUUCUCAUGGACAUCUUUCUGGGCUUCAAGAAGGUGAAGGGUACCCACAUCCGCCUGUCCUCAGACAUCAACUGGACCUGUCUUCUUCGUAAGUUGGAAGAAGCUGAGUUGUCACAGCAGGCCCUAAGACAUGCCUCCAGGUCAGGAACCUCUCCACGUAGUGUCUCCCGUAUUGGCACCACCCAGCAUAGCACAGAACCCUCCUCCAUGCAACCGGAGCUUACUGGUGACACAGACCAGGACCAGUCUCCAGAGUCCUACCUCUCCCUCCACCCUGAGUUGCCAAUCCACCAGCUGCUCAACUCUCAGGAUCCUGGAACAGGCCAGGAACAGACACCUAACAUGAACCUGUCAGAGGCCAAGCACUCUAUAAUCUCCAAUGCUAGUAUCGGCUCUAGAUCUUCCAAGACCAAGAAAGUGGAAAACACUGAAGAGGGUGAGAACGGUGAGGAGGAGGAAGAAGAGGAGGAGGAAGAAGAGGAGGAAGAGGAGGAGGAAGAGGAGGACAGAGGAAGUAAGGAGGAUGACACCAAAGAUUUUUUUGAGGGUGAGCACACACCUCCUAGCCCGCCUUUGCAUGAGUUGGAGAACUUUAUGAAUACAACCACUGUAAUGAGCCCAAAUAACUCCCCAUGAGGCCUCUGUGAGCCACAAAGAGUACUCCUGUCCUAUCCUAAUAGCUGGCCACUCAGCCAGCCCUGUUCUGAGUGAAGGUCAGGAUGACUGGGUGCUCAGGAGGAGCUCUGCUAGUAUUAUCAAGGGAGCCAAAGAGCCAAAUGGAAAUAAAUACAUGUUGGUGGACACA